AAUUAUUCUUUGACAGCCAUGCCAUAGAAAUGUAAGCUACAGAGCUACCGCAAAAUGGAAGUUCAAAGACAAUAUUAUAAAGAUGGCGGCGCGCUUGUUUCUCUGGCGCGUAAGGUCUAAUUGCGCGAGACGACUUCACAUUUUUGUAAAAAUAAAUAAAUAAAAAUAAAUAAAUAAAUAAAUAAACUUAAAAUCACCAUUAAAACAAGUGUCCAGGCAUUUUAAAUAAACAGAAUUGCUUAGUCACAUUUUACAUUAUAAUAUUACAAAAUGUUAAAUGUAGCCUACUACAUUUAGCCAAACAGCAAAUGAACUGAUAUGGAUCUAUAAAGCAAACGAUAAACGUAAAAAUAAAAUAAAGAGUAUAAAAUAAAAAAAAAAAAUAAAAAAGAGUUUAAUCAUUUCAGGUUGUCUUUUGGUUUAGUGGCAUUCCAUUUCAAAUGGCCAGCCAGUAUUUGAAUGGGACAGUCAGUGUUGCUGUUGGAUAUCUCACGUCACAUUUCUCCUCAACCUCCGCGAGCUGCAUGCUUGCUCACUUUCAGUUUGCGCUUUGCAACUUCGCGAGAGUCUCUGCUUGUCCGCUCGCGAAAUGUGAACUAUAGACCCAAGAUAAUAAUGCCUUAAUGUAAAUAUUACUCGAUGUUUGACCGGAUCUUAGUUUUACUUCGGGAAAUGGGAGUUUUGUUAUAUAUCGCUGCGCGUGCUGUUUGGAGAUACAGAGAACAUCACCUCUAUCACUGUCAGUCUGAGUGAAUGACCUACGGACACACGAUCAUAUGGAUGUUGUUGGACAGACCAAAGAUUAGCCAUUGUGUGACCUUCAUAGAUGGAGUUGACCAUUUCAUACUGCUGAAAAAAACCCUGACCCUACAUGAGACCUCUCCAAGGUGAUCAUUUCACAAGGAUUAAUGGCAUGUUCUCUUGUGGUCAUGUCUUUGACCUCUGAGCCCUCCGAGAGGUUGAAACACUAGCCAUGAAAUGUGGUAGAGGCAUGUGACACAUCAGGCCCACCAUGCUAGACCGGAGUGGGCUACAGUGUUACUGUCACUAUACAAUACAUGAAAGCAAAACGGAAACAUUCUGACUUUCUAAUCUCAUUUUUAAACAUGGCUUGAGUUUGGACCUUAGAAACCUCAGCCAAUUUUAAUGAUUAUAUAAGUCUCUGAAGCGAAGCGAAGAGACCAUGUGUAACAUCUCAACUUCGUGCAAUGUUGACUCGAACAUAGACCAGUUCUUCCAGCCGGCGCUGUAUAUUAUCGUCAUCGUCCUUGGCUUCCCCACCAACUGCAUGGCCCUGUGGGCCGCGUACAUGCAGGUCAGGCAGAAGAACGAGCUGGGGAUCUACUUGAUGAACCUCUCGGUGGCUGACCUCUUGUAUAUAGCCACUUUGCCACUUUGGAUCGACUAUUUCGUUCACCAUGACAACUGGAUCCACGGUCAAGUGUCCUGCAAGCUCUUCGGUUUCAUCUUCUACACCAACAUCUACGUCAGUAUCGCCUUCCUCUGCUGCAUAUCUGUGGAUCGUUACUUGGCGGUGGCUCAUCCCUUGAAAUUCGCUAAAGUCCGCAGGGUCAAAACAGCCUUAUUGGUCAGCGCCGUUGUAUGGAUAACCGAAAUAGUGGCUAACUCUGCGCCUCUCUUCCAUGAUGAACUUUUCAAGGACCGCUUCAACCACACCUUCUGCUUCGAGAAGUAUCCCAUGCAAGACUGGGUGGCUGGAAUGAACCUUUACCGCAUUUUCCUCGGCUUCUUGGCGCCUUGGGGUGUGAUGCUGGCCGCGUACAGAGGGAUCCUGAGAGCCGUGCGCGGUAACGUCUCCACCGAGCGACAGGAGAAGGCUAAAAUCAAGAGGCUGGCCCUCAGUUUGAUCCUCAUCGUCCUCCUCUGCUUCGCUCCCUACCACGUCCUCUUGUUGUGGCGCAGCGUGCUCUUCCUCAGCAACCCCUGCGACUGUGGCGCAGAGGAGAACUUGUUUGGUGCUUAUCACGUGACUCUGGCGCUCACCAGCCUCAAUUGCGUGGCGGACCCAAUCCUCUACUGCUUCGUCAAUGAAGGGGCCCGUCAUGACGUGGGCCGGGCCCUGGCCAACCUCUUGGGUCUCUUCCAGCGGGGUCAAAGCCCAGAGGCGCUUAUGGGGGCAUCCAUCACCGUAGAGACGCCCCUGGCCAUGAAGAAGCCCGAUUUCUACAGUGAUGUUAAAACGAAUUCCUAUAAAACUGACAUUGAAGUACUCAAAGACGAGUGCCUUCAAAUGACCAUUCUCAGUGUUAAAAAUGAAGUUAAAUGUCAGUUGUAAAUGUAAAUGUCAAUAGCAAAAUAUUAAAUCAAGUGCAAUUUUAAAGCCCAAAGAAUACUUCAGUUUUGACAAAGCGUAGCGUAUGUGUACAGCCGGACGUCUUUCAAAGUGUACUGCAUUUGAUGAUGUACAAACAGACUACACAUGUGCACUAGAAAGUUUCAUCUUUGUCCAGUGUCUCUGCUAUUUCUCUCCAGAAGUUAUGACUGAUAAAAAUGUCUUUUAAAAAAUUGUUUAUUGCAUGUAUCCCUUAAACGCCUCACACAAGCUCUUGUCAAUGUGGUCGUACAUUGUUGUUGUCGUCUCCAGUAGUUUGUUGUUCUGUCUCAUCUCUUUCUUUUUCGACUGUGAAACAAAGGGGCCGGGGUAGUGUCGCCAUCUUGUGGACAAACGAAUUACUGCAAAAAAAUUCAAGAUGUAUGUUCAAGCUGCACGUACAGAGUUCACGUUCUGCGUGUAUAUGCACAUGCUAUGCUGAUGAUUAAAUUUACGUCACGCACACUGUACACAUACCCUGGUGUAUGCGUAAAAACCGAAGUAUACUUUUGGGUUAACCAACAGGUUCUGUGGAGCAUAAAAGAAGGUACUUUGUAUAAUGUCUCUGAGUUUUGUUUUAUUUUUUUGUCCAUACAAUAAAAAUAAAUAGGGUCCAACGGUGAUGUUUUGGACCCCAUUUACUUUCAUUACAAAAACAAACCAUACAAAAACAAAAUUUCAUAGACAAAAACAUUUGGCACAUUGCUUAAACUAUCUUCUUUUGUGUUUCACACAAGUAAAACAACAUGAGGGUGAUUAAAUGAUGACAGAAUUUUCAUUUUUGGGCAAACUAUCCCUUUAAGUGUAAAUACUUUUUGGGCUGCUGUACAUGAAGGUGCACUUUCUGAAGAUAGCUAUACCAACACCUAUGCUUACCUCAAGUUUUACCCAGAAACACUGUCUAUAAUGAGGAUUACUUGAAGUCAGCGAAGUGUUGAUGUCAGAAUCCCUUCUCUUGAAUGUUUUAUAUAUGCCUGUCAUUUCUGUCUGUUCUUAUAGAGUUUGCAGGAAAUAUACUCUACUAUCCCUAAUUUGAUGUUAUUGGUCAUUUUAAGUCCAAUAAUGUCACAGACAACACAAAUACCGGCAGGGCUGUUUUAUGUGACAUGUCUUAAUAUGCAUCUUAAUACACUGUAUAAAGUCUUAACAAGAUUCUUUAACAAAACCCUGUCUGGAGGAGCAUGUUUCUCAGCCAUCUCUUGUUUGGCAUACUUUAUGUACGGUGGCCCACAGAUACCCAAAAUGGAAACAGUUUCCAAACAAUUGGCUUUGCUGUUGUUUACAUUUUUUCUUCAUUAGGUUUCCAGGUGCCCUGUUUCAGCCUACCAAACUGUAAGUCCUGAAUGUCAGCAGUGAGAAAGUGCAAUGUAAUGGAUUUGCUGUUAUGCCAAAAUAAAACACGUCAGUUAUUCUUUUGU
Messenger RNA from Ctenopharyngodon idella (grass carp), 3750 nucleotides. It is a transcript of the gene gpr4, whose product is annotated as G protein-coupled receptor 4. Bases 1184 to 2296 code for a protein of 370 amino acids. Gene Ontology annotation, molecular function: G protein-coupled receptor activity. Gene Ontology annotation, cellular component: membrane. NCBI's taxonomy places the organism in Eukaryota, Metazoa, Chordata, Actinopteri, Cypriniformes, Xenocyprididae. The transcript is spliced from 2 exons. The record is from RefSeq and is a predicted model, not a curated record. Gene Ontology annotation, biological process: G protein-coupled receptor signaling pathway.